AUGGUUUUCACAAUGAUCUGCCUUUUAGAGGCUAAACCUGAUAAGAUUGAAGCUAUGAAAAACCGGAUCCUUGAAUCGGCACCUAUCUUCCAAAAAGAUCCAGAGACAUUAGAAUGGUCUGUUCAACAAGAUUUAGUGAACCCUGCAAAGUUCAUCAUUGUAGAAAGGUUUGAAAGGGAAGAGUCCGAAAAGAUAUAUCAUCAAGGAAAUCCCAUCUUCCAACCUCUCAUUGAUUUCUUAGAUGAGAACAUGGUCAGACCAUACGAGCUACACUGUAUCAAUACAUGA
Messenger RNA from Kwoniella shivajii, 288 nucleotides. RefSeq lists its product as uncharacterized. Bases 1 to 288 code for a protein of 95 amino acids. The record is from RefSeq and is a predicted model, not a curated record. Lineage: Eukaryota; Fungi; Basidiomycota; Tremellomycetes; Tremellales; Cryptococcaceae. The transcript is spliced from 3 exons.